AUGGAGUUAGAAUUAUCCAGUGGAGAUAAAACAACUACUGAUAAAGGAACCUCCAAAGCAGAAUUAGAAAAAACAGCUUCUAAGAAAGAAAUACUAACUUUAAAAGAAUUUAGCAAGGCAUUAAAGAAAGAAAGUGUUAAAUCUACCACUGACCCUAAACUAUCUAAAGAAGAAAAGGAAAUGGCAGAUUACUUUUUAAAAAUGGUUGAGAGUAGUGAAGAAGCAGCAAAAAAAUCUUUUGAGGAGAAAUAUGGCAAAGCCGAAUUAAAUGCUUUGCUAAAUGCUACCAAAGCAGCAGUAAAAAGAAUAGGUCCCAGUCAAAACCUACCAAAAAGAAUCGGUGAUGACCUUCUUUCCGCAGUCAGUAAGGGUCGAGAUUUAUCAUCAGUUUUCUCCUCAUUCUUUGACAAUGCAAUAAACAAAAAUAAUCAACUUGAAGAUAAUCUUAACCUAGAAGGUUCUUUGUCUUUCAAAGGAUUUAUUAAUUUAGAAGAAUUGGACAUCAGUAACCAAAAAAUUACUGCCUUGGACAUAGCUGAUUGUUCGCAACUCCGUGAUUUGAAUUGCUCUAAUAAUCAACUCACCAAUUUAGACUUAGCGAAUAACCAGCAAAUUGAGCAAAUUAAUUUUUCAAGCAAUCAAUUAACCAACUUAAACCUUAAAGGCUUAACCAAAAUUGAAAAAAUCUUUUGUUCCGGCAAUAAAUUAGCAAAUUUAGAGUUUUUAAAAGAUAUAGACCCGACCAAAGUGCUUACUCUCCGCAUGGACAAUAAUAACUUUCCUGCCCAGGAUUUAAGUUGCUUUACUCCUUUCACUAAAUUACAAAGACUAUUCAUUACUAACAAUCCUUUCUAUGGUUCUUUAAAGCCAUUAAGAAAUUUAACCGAAAUAAAGGAAAUAGGUAUCACUGGCACCAAUGUUAAUAGCGGUUUAGAGAAUUUACAUGAGGAUUUUUUUAAAGUCAAUGCCGUCAAUAAUGCUGCUUCUAGCUUGGGUCUAACCGGAGGCUAUUUUAAAAGGAUAAUUCAAUGCUCAGAGAAAUUAGCUGAACAAUUAAAAGAUUACGAAGAAAAAAACAUCGAGUCCCUUGCAUUAAAUAAAGACCACCCAGCCGCCGAAAUUUAUAAUCAUCCUUAUAGUCCUAAUACCCCUCCUUUAAUCAAAGGUUAUGAGAAUAUCAGUAAAAGAAAAAUAAAACUAUCUCCCAAUAUUGAUAACCUUGACAACUAUCUCAAACCUUACGACAUUGUCAAAAGAAAAAUGUCAAUUCCUGAAGAUUUUUUAAAGGGAGAAACGGAAAUUGAAAUUGAACAUCCUUUUAUACCUUUCAAAAGACUAGAAUUGAUUGAGAAACAAAUUGAUAUAGCGAUUAAGGCUAAAUAUGGCGAAAAACAAUACCACUUAUUGAAAAACAAUUGCGAACACUUUGCCAAAAUGUGUGUUUAUGGUUUAGGUAUUUCUCAACAAAGUAAAAUGGCUAAUGCUAUUAGCAAGGAUUCAGCUUAUUUAUUAAAAGCUAUCCAAGAAACUAAUGAUUUUUUUGAGAAACUUCAAGAAAAAGAAAUCUUGGAGAAAAAUAGUCAAGAGGACCUGCAAAAAAAUUUAACUGCUUUCAAUAAUCAACCAAAGAGAGUUAAUGCUUCUCCUGAACAGCAAAAUUGA
Entrophospora sp. SA101 is the source of this 1662-nucleotide messenger RNA. NCBI's taxonomy places the organism in Eukaryota, Fungi, Glomeromycota, Glomeromycetes, Entrophosporales, Entrophosporaceae. The record is from the annotation of a GenBank genome assembly.